UGUCAUCCCAAAGUCCUUACAAGUACCCAUCAUUUCUCACACCGCCUCCACUUCCUAAACUUCCCCCAAACCAAAAACUCUUUCUUUCUCUCUCUCAUAUAUUGCCACUCUUUUUUCUCUCACACCAUACAUUGAGAAAAUUAACAACCAAAGCGUUACUACUGAAAAAAGUAUAUCAAACUGGCGAUCGACAACCAAGAAACCGCAGUCCGUGAAAUCAAGCCUAAGAACAGGCGUAUCAUGGGACCUGAUGAGGAAGACAAUAGGUGGCCUCCAUGGUUGAAGCCAUUGCUAAGGGAACGAUUCUUUGUUCAAUGCAAAUUACAUGCUGAUUCUCAUAAGAGUGAAUGUAAUAUGUACUGCCUUGACUGUAUCGAUGCCCCUCUUUGCUCUCUCUGUUUAGCUCAUCACAAAGACCAUCGUGUCAUUCAGAUAAGGAGGUCAUCAUACCAUGAUGUGAUAAGGGUGAAUGAGAUUCAGAAGUAUUUAGACAUUUCAUCAGUCCAAACAUACAUUAUCAACAGUGCCAAAGUUGUGUUCUUGAAUGAAAGGCCACAGCCUAGGCCAGGCAAAGGGGUGACAAAUACCUGUGAAGUUUGUGAAAGGAGUCUUCUUGACUCAUUCAAAUUCUGCUCUCUUGGUUGCAAGAUUGUUGGGACAUCAAAUAAUUUCGUGAAGAAGCCGAGGAAUUUGUCCAAGAAGAAGAGGUCACGGUCAUUGGAAUCUGAAGACUCUUACAGUAGUAGCAGCAGCCAUGGUCAACGUAACAAGAUUCAAAGUUUCACUCCGUCAACGCCCCCUCCAACUUCUGCUAAUUACAAAACGGCCAAGCGUAGAAAGGGAAUUCCUCAUCGAGCCCCAACCGGAGGACUAUUCCUAGAAUAUUAGCAUU
Messenger RNA from Lycium ferocissimum, 892 nucleotides. RefSeq names its product protein RGF1 INDUCIBLE TRANSCRIPTION FACTOR 1-like. The record is from RefSeq and is a predicted model, not a curated record. Bases 241 to 888 code for a protein of 215 amino acids. NCBI's taxonomy places the organism in Eukaryota, Viridiplantae, Streptophyta, Magnoliopsida, Solanales, Solanaceae. The transcript is spliced from 4 exons.